AUGGCGGCGGCGGCGGCGGGCGAUCGCGCCUCGUCGUCGGGAUUCCCGGGCGCCGCGGCGGCGAGCCCCGAGGCGGGCGGCGGCGGCGGCGGCGGCGGAGCUCUCCAGGGAAGCGGCGCGCCCGCAGCGGGCGCGGCGGGGCUGCUGCGGGAGCCCGGCAGCGCGGGCCGCGAGCGCGCGGACUGGCGGCGGCGGCAGCUGCGCAAAGUGCGGAGCGUGGAGCUGGACCAGCUGCCGGAGCAGCCGCUCUGCCUCGCCGCCGCCUCGCCGCCCUGCCCAUCGACUUCCCCGUCUCCGGAGCCCGCGGACGCCGCUGCAGGAGCGAGUCGCUUCCAGCCCGCGGCGGGACCGCCACCCCCGGGAGCGGAGAGUCGCUGCGGCUCCCACUCUGCCGAGCUGGCGGCCGCGCGGGACAGCGGCGCCCGGAGCCCCGCGGGGGCCGAGCCGCCCUCUGCAGAGGCCCCCUCCGGUCGAGAGAUGGAGACUAAAGAAACCCUCAAAGGGCUGCACAAGAUGGAGGAUCGCCCGGAGGAGAGAAUGAUCCGCGAGAAGCUCAAGGCGACCUGUAUGCCUGCCUGGAAGCACGAGUGGUUGGAGAGGCGGAACCGGAGAGGCCCUGUGGUGGUGAAGCCAAUCCCUAUUAAAGGAGAUGGAUCUGAAAUGAAUAACUUGGCAGCUGAGCCGCAAGGAGAGGGCCAGGCAGGUUCUGCUGCACCAGCCCCCAAGGGCCGACGAAGCCCAUCUCCUGGCAGCUCCCCAUCAGGGCGCUCUGUGAAGCCGGAAUCCCCAGGAGUGAGACGGAAACGAGUGUCCCCCGUGCCUUUCCAGAGUGGCAGAAUCACACCGCCCCGAAGAGCCCCGUCACCAGACGGCUUCUCCCCGUACAGUCCAGAGGAGACGAACCGCCGCGUGAGCAAAGUGAUGAGGGCCAGGCUCUACCUGCUGCAGCAGAUAGGACCCAACUCUUUCCUGAUUGGAGGAGACAGUCCAGACAAUAAAUACCGGGUGUUUAUUGGGCCACAGAACUGCAGCUGUGGGCGUGGAGCAUUCUGUAUUCACCUCCUGUUUGUCAUGCUCCGGGUGUUUCAGCUAGAACCCUCUGACCCCAUGUUAUGGAGGAAAACUUUAAAAAAUUUUGAGGUUGAGAGUUUGUUCCAGAAAUACCACAGUAGGCGUAGCUCGCGAAUCAAAGCUCCAUCCCGGAACACCAUCCAGAAGUUUGUGUCACGCAUGUCAAAUUGUCACACACUGUCAUCGUCUAGCACAUCCACAUCUAGUUCAGAAAACAGCAUCAAGGAUGAAGAGGAGCAGAUGUGUCCCAUCUGCUUGUUGGGCAUGCUGGAUGAGGAGAGCCUGACUGUGUGUGAAGACGGCUGCAGGAACAAGCUGCACCACCACUGCAUGUCCAUCUGGGCAGAAGAAUGUAGAAGAAAUAGAGAGCCCUUGAUAUGUCCCCUUUGUAGAUCUAAGUGGAGAUCGCAUGACUUCUACAGCCACGAGUUAUCAAGCCCUGUGGACUCCCCCGCCUCCCUGCGAGCUGUCCAGCCGCCGUCCUCCCCACAGCAGCCCGUGGCCGGAUCACAGCGGAGGAAUCAGGAGAGCAGUUUUAACCUUACUCAUUUUGGAACCCAGCAGAUCCCUCCCGCUUACAAAGACUUGGCCGAGCCAUGGAUUCAGGUGUUCGGAAUGGAACUCGUUGGCUGCUUAUUCUCUAGAAACUGGAACGUGAGGGAGAUGGCCCUUCGGCGUCUUUCCCACGAUGUUAGUGGGGCCCUGUUGUUGGCAAACGGGGAGAGCACUGGAAACUCUGGAGGCAGCAGUGGGGGCAGCUUAAGUGGGGGAGCGGCCAGCGGGUCCUCCCAGUCCAGCAUCUCAGGGGAUGUGGUGGAGGCGUGCUGCAGCGUCCUGUCUAUAGUCUGCGCUGACCCUGUCUACAAAGUGUACGUUGCUGCUUUAAAAACAUUGAGAGCCAUGCUGGUAUACACUCCUUGCCACAGUCUGGCAGAAAGAAUCAAACUUCAGAGACUCCUCCGGCCAGUUGUAGACACCAUCCUCGUCAAGUGUGCAGAUGCCAACAGCCGCACGAGUCAGCUGUCCAUAUCUACAGUGCUGGAACUCUGCAAGGGCCAAGCAGGAGAGCUGGCGGUUGGGAGAGAAAUACUUAAAGCUGGAUCCAUCGGGGUUGGCGGUGUCGAUUACGUCUUAAGUUGUAUCCUUGGAAGCCAAGCUGAAUCAAAUAACUGGCAAGAGCUGCUGGGCCGCCUCUGUCUUAUAGACAGGCUGCUGUUGGAAUUUCCUGCUGAAUUCUAUCCUCAUAUUGUCAGCACUGACGUCUCACAAGCCGAGCCUGUUGAAAUCAGGUAUAAGAAGCUGCUGACCCUCUUAACCUUUGCCUUGCAAUCCAUUGACAACUCCCACUCGAUGGUCGGCAAACUCUCUCGGAGGAUAUAUCUGAGCUCUGCCAGGAUGGUGACCGCAGUGCCCGCCGUGUUUUCCAAGCUGGUAACCAUGCUGAGUGCUUCUGGCUCCACCCACUUCACCAGGAUGCGCCGGCGUCUGAUGGCCAUCGCGGAUGAGGUAGAAAUUGCCGAGGUCAUCCAGCUGGGUGUGGAAGACACUGUGGAUGGGCAGCAGGACAGCUUACAGGCACUGGCCCCUGCCAGCCAUCCAGAGAACAGCUCCCUUGAGCACACAGUCCAUGUAGAGAAAACUGGGAAAGGAUUGAGCGCUACGAGACUGAGUGCCAGCUCAGAGGACAUUUCUGACAGACUGGCCGGCGUCUCUGUAGCACUUCCCAGUACAACAGAACAACCAAAGCCAACGGUCCAAACAAAAGGCAGGCCCCACAGUCAGUGUUUGAACUCCUCUCCUUUGUCUCAUGCUCAGUUAAUGUUCCCAGCAAUACCAGCCCCUUGUUCUUCUGCCCCAUCUGUCCCAGCUGGCUCUGUAACAGAUAUUUCUAAGCACAAACCCCAGGCGUUUGUUCCCUGCAAAAUUCCUUCCGCAUCUCCUCAAACACAGCGCAAGUUUUCUCUACAGUUCCAGAGGAACGGCUCUGAAAACCGAGACUCAAAUAAACUGUCCCCAGUCUUUACUCAGUCAAGACCCCCACCCUCCAGUAACAUACACAGGCCAAAGCCAUCCCGACCCGUCCCGGGCACUACAAGCAAACUAGGGGACGCCACAAAAAGUAGCAUGACACUUGAUCUGAGCAGUGCUUCCAGGUGUGACGACAGCUUUGGUGGUGGCGGCAACAAAGGCAAUGCCGUCAUACCCAGUGAUGAGACAGUGUUCACGCCAGUGGAGGACAAGUGCAGGUUAGAUGUCAACACCGAGCUCAACUCCAGCAUCGAGGACCUUCUUGAAGCAUCCAUGCCUUCAAGUGACACGACAGUCACUUUCAAGUCCGAAGUCGCCGUCCUGUCUCCGGAAAAGGCCGAAAAUGACGAUACCUACAAAGACGAUGUCAAUCAUAAUCAAAAGUGCAAAGAAAAGAUGGAAGCUGAAGAGGAGGAGGCUUUAGCGAUUGCCAUGGCGAUGUCCGCGUCUCAGGAUGCCCUCCCCAUAGUCCCUCAGCUGCAGGUUGAAAAUGGAGAAGAUAUCAUCAUCAUCCAGCAGGACACACCAGAAACUCUUCCGGGACAUACCAAAGCGAAGCAACCUUACAGAGAAGACGCCGAGUGGCUGAAAGGUCAGCAGAUAGGCCUCGGAGCAUUCUCCUCCUGUUACCAAGCGCAAGACGUGGGAACUGGGACUUUAAUGGCUGUGAAACAGGUGACUUACGUCAGAAACACCUCCUCCGAGCAGGAGGAGGUGGUGGAAGCGUUAAGGGAAGAGAUCAGGAUGAUGGGCCACCUCAACCAUCCAAACAUCAUCAGGAUGCUGGGAGCCACGUGUGAGAAGAGCAACUACAACCUCUUCAUUGAGUGGAUGGCAGGAGGAUCUGUGGCUCAUCUCCUGAGUAAAUAUGGAGCUUUCAAGGAGUCAGUCGUCAUUAACUACACUGAGCAGUUACUCCGUGGCCUUUCCUAUCUCCAUGAGAACCAGAUCAUUCACAGAGACGUCAAAGGUGCCAACCUGCUCAUUGACAGCACUGGUCAGAGGCUGAGAAUUGCAGACUUUGGAGCUGCCGCCAGGUUGGCAUCAAAAGGAACCGGUGCAGGAGAGUUCCAGGGACAGCUACUGGGGACAAUUGCAUUCAUGGCGCCUGAGGUACUAAGAGGUCAACAGUAUGGUAGGAGUUGUGACGUAUGGAGUGUUGGCUGCGCCAUUAUAGAAAUGGCUUGUGCAAAACCACCUUGGAAUGCAGAAAAACACUCCAAUCAUCUUGCGUUGAUAUUUAAGAUUGCUAGUGCAAUGACUGCGCCGUCCAUCCCGUCACAUCUGUCCCCGGGUCUGCGCGACGUGGCACUGCGCUGCUUAGAACUUCAGCCUCAGGACCGGCCUCCGUCCAGAGAGCUGCUGAAGCAUCCGGUCUUCCGUACCACGUGGUAGUUAAUUGCUCAAGAUCAGCUCUAAUGGAGACAGGAUGUGCAACAUGGAGAGAGAAAAAGAGAACUCUGUGGGCGACCACGCCGAUAACCCGCCGGCUCUCAUGCCACUGAACAGCUAGAAACAAGGCCAGCGGGGAACCGUACCUAAGCAUGUGAUUGACAAAUCAUGACCUGUACCUAAGCUCGAUAUGCAGACAUCUACAGUUCGUGCAGGAACUGCACACCGUGCCUUUCACAGAACUGGCUCUGGGGGACCAGGAAGGCAAUGGAGUUUGCAUGACUAAAAAACAGAAGCAUAAAUUUAUUUUUGGAGCACUUUUUCAGCAAUAUUAGCAGCUGAGGGCUCAGGAUCUAUUUUAAUGUGUCACUUCUUCCAUUUCAUCUAGUGGUCACACCAGGGGCUCUGCAAUUCCAUUUGGUUUUUUUUGGGGGGGGGAGGGGGGGUUGUCACUGGCUGUAAAAAAAAAAGAAAAUCAGCGCCUGGCUCUUUCGGGUCAGAGUGUGUAUGCGAAGCAGUGAAUACAUGCCUUUUUAAAGUUCAUAACUUCUUUAUGACCCACAGUUGACCCCCUUUUUUUUCCUU
Messenger RNA from Mus pahari (shrew mouse), 5076 nucleotides. RefSeq names its product mitogen-activated protein kinase kinase kinase 1 (gene Map3k1). Gene Ontology annotation, biological process: protein phosphorylation. The record is from RefSeq and is a predicted model, not a curated record. The coding region runs from base 1 to 4494 and encodes 1497 amino acids. Gene Ontology annotation, cellular component: cytoplasm. NCBI's taxonomy places the organism in Eukaryota, Metazoa, Chordata, Mammalia, Rodentia, Muridae. Gene Ontology annotation, molecular function: protein serine/threonine kinase activity; ATP binding; zinc ion binding. The transcript is spliced from 20 exons.